UAUGGUAGCAAUCUUUGCCUGACACACCUGGCACAUUUAUUUUAAAUUCGUUGGUUGGUAACAAGAUCAAAAUGGUGAAAAUGGCGGACAUCAUGAAUAGGUUGUGUGUACAUAUCGUAUUACUUUGUGUUUUUUGUACAUCUUCAUCCACAAUUUUAGCUGAAAAAAUUGAUAGUAGAAAGGGAAAUGUUGUGUAUUUACAACCGGGAAUGGCCUUAAAAAGAAAUACUCCUAGCGAUCUUGAGUUGUUUUGUUUUCUUGGUCGGAUGAAAAGUCUAGUGCGAGUGUGGGAAACAGUAAUAGUGAAAAUUCAUAUGGAUGUUGAAAAUUUUGAUUACUAUAUUGGUGCCACCCUUGAUGAUGUAAUUGUUGCCUAUGAUGCACAUCAAAAUUCAUGGAGUAUACUAAAUUUUGCUUCAAAAUCUGACAUUAUUCGUAUCAAUCCUUUCAAUCAGAGUUGUAUUGGGAUUCACAGUUAUCGGAGAUAUCCUUUCAAGAUAGAACUUCUCAUUAUACGAAUAGAUUUUUGGCGGGUUCUGAUGGUCGCAGGUGGAGUAGUUUUAUUUUUAGCAGCUCCAAAAUUAAGCAAAAAUCCUAUAUUCUAUUACUUGUGUGGUGUUACUGUAGGAAUAUGUGCAAGUGUUUUGAUUCUAAUAUAUUUCUUCAGCAAGCUCUUGCCUCAAAAACCUCUUAUGUACAGUGUAUUAAUAGGAGGGUGGACUGUCACUGUGUACUUUAUUCAGAUGAUGUGGGAAAAUUUUCGUACAGUAUUUGAACAUUAUGGCUCUCAUGUAUUGGCAUACAUUGCCAGUGUUGGUAUUAUAAGUUUUGGAGUUUGCUAUCGAUUUGGCCCUGUUACCGAUCCAAGAAGUAGAAAUUUAAUUAAGUGGACCUUGCAGUUGGCUGGAAUUGCUUUGAUUUUAUUUAGCAGUUGGUUACAAGAAGCUACCAUUAGCAUUUCUUUAGUUUUGGUGGUCAUCUACCUCUUUCCAGCAUCGUGGAUUUCUAAUUUGAAAACCUUUUGGAAACGUCGAUUUCCACCCCGUGUAAAGUUGCUUUCAGAAGACGAGUACCAUGAACAGGGAGUGAUUGAGACUCAGAAAGCAUUGAAGGAAUUGCGUGGUUACUGUUCCAGUCCUGAAUGUGAUGCUUGGAGAACAGUUCUCAAAAUAAAGGACCCCAUAAGAUUUGCUGAGUUUAUGUCUGGCAAUUCUCACCUGACUGAUGCAGAAAUCUUAGCUUAUGAGUCUGAACCAAGAUACCGGGGUCCAGAAAAUGAUAGUGAAAAUGAAGAGAGUGAUGAUGUUGAAGACUACUACUGAUACACCUGAGAGGGUCUUUUUUUCUUCUUUUUUUUUAAAAGAACUAUGCUUCUAAAUACAAUUUUUUCCCCCCAAACUUUUUAAUUUUUAUUAAGAAAAUUUGUACAUUUUG
This is a messenger RNA of Gryllus bimaculatus (two-spotted cricket), 1434 nucleotides long. NCBI's taxonomy places the organism in Eukaryota, Metazoa, Arthropoda, Insecta, Orthoptera, Gryllidae. The record is from the annotation of a GenBank genome assembly.